UCCUUUCAAGACUUCAAAACACAGAUCUUCAAACCCUAGGUUCCUUCUCCAGCCAAACUUCAACCUCUCCAGCCGCACAUCCACCUCCUCCUCCACGACCUCCACCUCUGCCGCCCCCCACGUUCUCAGUCGACCCUGCUCCGCCUCCUCCGCCGCCCCCCACGUUCACCCUCGACGUCAGCCCUCCACCUCCGCCGGUUUCCACCUCCGCCGCCCCUCCACUCCAGCCGACACCCACCUCCAUCGCGACUCCACUCAGCCGACUCCCUCCACUCCAGCCGACUCCCACCUCCUCCGCCGUCUUCUCCACCACGGCAGCCGACACCCACCUCCAUCAGUCUUCUUCUUGCAGACUGCUGAGUUUUGGUCAAGCUCUUCUGCUGUAGAUGUCUGCAGAUGUGGUCCGCAGAAUGCAGACGUUUUACCUCUGAAAAAACAAACAGCACCAAAAACAUAUAUAAUUAAUUGUUCGGGUUUGAGACCAAAAACCCAGGAUGGAGGAACAGCCGAAAAGCUUUAGCCGGAAGGAGAAGCGUAAGGCGUUGAAGAAGGAGAAGCGGAAGCAAAUACGGAAGGAGGUAGCCGAGAAAGCUCGCGCCCAGGAAGAAGCUCGCCUCAAUGAUCCUGAACUGCAACGACAGAUUCAGAUGGAGGAGGAGAGAGAGAAAGAGAGGUUAGAGAGGGAAAGAAAGGACUUUGAGGAGAGAGAGAGGAUCUUUCUAGAGAAGAAGAACAAGGAAGAAGAAUUAGAGCGGAUCGAAAGAGAAUCAAAGCUACAGCUGGAAGGAGCUGAGGAAGGUCAUAAUGAAGAUGAUGAAUGGGAAUAUGUAGAGGAGGGGCCUCCUGAAAUCAUUUGGCAAGGAAAUGAGAUAAUAGUUAAGAAGAAUAAAGUCAGGGUGAAGAAGAAAGACGCCAAUCAAGAAACGAAAGAAGAGGAUCCUAAUAGACCUACAUCAAAUCCACUUCCUCCACAACAUGAAGCCUAUGCUGCUUUCAAGAAUGCACCCAUGACAUCAGCAGAGUUGCUGAACACUGUUGCCCAGCAGGUCCCAAACUUUGGUACAGAACAGGAUAAAGCUCAUUGUCCAUUUCACAUAAAAACCGGAGCAUGUAGAUUUGGGUUGCAUUGUAACAGAGUUCAUUACUACCCAGAUAAAUCUAACACGUUGCUCAUCAAGAAUAUGUACAAUGGACCUGGCCUUGCUUGGGAACAAGAUGAGGGACUUGAGUAUACAGAGGAGGAAGUGGAGCGCAGUUAUGAAGAAUUUUACGAAGAUGUGCAUACAGAGUUUUUGAAGUUUGGAGAAAUUUUAAAUUUCAAGGUGUGCAGAAAUGGUUCUUUCCAUUUGCGAGGCAACGUAUAUGUCCACUAUAAGUCGUUGGAUUCAGCUGUGAUGGCUUACAGUGCUGUACAUGGUCGUUAUUUUGCUGGCAAACAGGUUAAAUGUGAGUUCGUUAGUCUAACUAGAUGGAAGGUUGCCAUAUGCGGGGAGUACAUGAAAUCAAGGCUCAAGACAUGUUCCCGAGGGUCUGCUUGCAACUUUUUACACUGUUUCAGUAACCCUGGUGGAGACUAUGAAUGGGCUGAUUGUGAUAAAGCGCCGCCUAGAUAUUGGGUCAACAAGAUGACUGCUUUGUUCGGGUAUUCAGAUGAGAGUCCAAAGGACCAGCAACACUCCUCCACGAUAUUUACAUCAGACAGAGACAGUUAUCACUACAAAAGACACCGGUCUAUUGACUCGAGUCAACACAACGGAAAUUCCAGUAGAAGCUACCGUGAAGAAACUCAUGCACGAAAGAGCAGACGCCGUGAACGCCAAGAAGAUGACAACGUUUAUGAAGAUGCAACGGAAUAUAUAAAUAAUCACAACCCGGAAACUGAUUCUGAUGGAGACCGGUUGGACAGGAAGAGGCACGGUGAUCGUUCAGAAAUACACACCAGGAAAAAGAGUAAAUCGAGAGAUCAUCAUAGGAGAACUCCUGUCUCUCGUGGCAGUAGUAGUUCUGAUGAAGAUUUAUGCACACACGCUCACGCUAAAAGGAAGUCACGACACAGAAAGAACAUCGCAGAGUCAUCUAAAGAUGUGAAAACCGAACCUAGUGAAGGCGACUUGUUAAGACAGAAAACCAAAUCCACCCGUCGAAGAUCACGGCAUGAUGAUCGCGUUGAGGUGGACUACCAAGAAUCUAAGAAAGCUGAGGGCCGUAGACAGCAUCGGCCCAGGUCACAUGAAAGUGCAGACAAAAAUGACGCAAGUGACCGUUGGCAGCCGCACAUUGAACAUGAUUAUGAUUAUGAGAUAUCUGAUGGUAGGAAACCGAAAGACAGGAUAAUAGAUCAUGAAACACCUUCGGGUAGUGUUGUGGAAGACGCAUCAAAAGAAAUGCAGCGUAGUCGUGAGCGUGACGACAGAACAAGGGAGAAGAGAAAAAGAAUUUGAGAAAAGUCGGUCUAGACUGACAAAACUGACUGACCAGACUGGAACUGGCUAUGUUCGGUUCGGUUUGGUUUGCGGCCAUAGAGUUUGUGAAUUAGCUUGAACGUAUAAUUACUUUUCAAAUCUGAGACGAUGUCGUUUUAUGUUUAUUUUCAUAUAAAUUAGAAUAUUCCGAGUUCAAGUUU
This is a messenger RNA of Helianthus annuus (common sunflower), 2623 nucleotides long. RefSeq names its product zinc finger CCCH domain-containing protein 5. Lineage: Eukaryota; Viridiplantae; Streptophyta; Magnoliopsida; Asterales; Asteraceae. The coding region runs from base 495 to 2441 and encodes 648 amino acids. The record is from RefSeq and is a predicted model, not a curated record. Gene Ontology annotation, molecular function: pre-mRNA 3'-splice site binding; metal ion binding. The transcript is spliced from 10 exons. Gene Ontology annotation, cellular component: U2AF complex; spliceosomal complex. Gene Ontology annotation, biological process: mRNA splicing, via spliceosome.